Molecule: messenger RNA, 2484 nt
Organism: Branchiostoma belcheri (Belcher's lancelet)
Lineage: Eukaryota; Metazoa; Chordata; Leptocardii; Amphioxiformes; Branchiostomatidae
Product: methyl-CpG-binding domain protein 2-like
Exons: 9
Coding region: 16-957 (313 amino acids)
Molecular function (GO): DNA binding
Source: RefSeq, a predicted model, not a curated record
AAGUCAGCAUGGAACAUGGACAACCUUUCAUCAAGCUUGAAUUGGAGAAGCAAUCAGUGUAUGGAGCGCAAACGAAUGGACUGUCCAGCAUUGCCGAAGGGGUGGAAGAGGGAGGAGGUGACGAGGAAGUCCGGGUUGUCAGCAGGAAAGUCUGAUGUAUAUUAUUACAGUCCGAGUGGUAAAAAGUUCCGAAGCAAGCCUCAACUUGCAAGAUACUUGGGAGACACAUUUGACUUGAGUUGCUUCGACUUUCGGACGGGAAAAAUGUUGUCUUCAAAAGUCAACAAGAACAAGAAAGUUGCAACAAGAGCUCUGGACUCCAACAAAAAGUAUGAUGCCAGCUUGGUGCUGCCCAUCAGACAGACAGCUUCCAUAUUUAAACAGCCGGUCACACAUGUGCGCAGUAAGGCCAACAAGGGCAGCGAGACCAGAAACGAUCCCAAAAGUGCAAAUCAGGAGCAACCCAAACAGAUGGGCCCUAAGUCUGGCACAACACCAAAGUCUGCCAGGCCUCCCCCUGCGAUCUCUGAUUCCUCCAAGUCAGAGACUGCAGAAAAGGGCAGUAGCCACCCAAUUUCACAUAUAUCCCAGUUAUUCUGGGAAAAGCGUCUUCAGGGAAUGAAUGCUUGUGACAUUGCAGAAGAAGUCAUCAAGAACAUGGAGUUACCCAAGAGCUUGGAAGGUUUGGGACCAGGCUGGAAUGAUGAGACAUUGUUACAGAGUAUUGCCUCCAGUUUGCACCUUAGUAACAACCCUAUCACAGGACAGACCACAGCACCAUCCACUGUAGAAAAGAACCCAGCCGUCUGGCUUAACACCGACCAACCCUUAAUGAAACCAUUGGUGGUAUCAGAUGAGGACAUUAGGAAACAGGAAGAGCGUGUUCGACAAGCCAGGAAACGGCUGGAGGAGGCCAUCGCUGGGAAAUAUUUACACACCAACAAACAAGCCGAGUAGUCAACAAGAGAUGCUGAGACCAACAUCCACAUUACAGACCAACAUUUCCUUGAUGGGUGUCACACAAAAGCCUCUCCACACCUUUGAUGUUGCGUUUACACCACACCUUUGUGUUCUGGUAUCCUCCAGAGGUUGAUUAGACUAUUGAACACAAAAUGGAACAAAUGCUUUGACUAGAGUAAUGCUAUUACAUGUACAUGUAGUCCUUCAUGGUAUAAUGUAAAGAAAUACAAAAAUACUGUUCAUGGAAUAACAGGAUUUUUGGGAAAUGCAUAAACAUGUUCUGCACGGAAUCAUGCUGAUACAGAAGGCUUGUGACAAAAUAUAGCAUGUACUCCUUACUGAUGUCUGUAUUUCUCAAUCAUGUUUGAUUUUAAGAUUUUGAUUUUAAGAAUUUGAAAGUCACAAAUCCUAGGGGGAAACUAUGAGUACCAACCAUUUUCUAUGUUGUGGUGCCAUGAAUACAAUAGAAAGUAAGAAAUGAAAUAUCCUAACAUUAUUUGAUGUCAGGAAGUGAGAUGGCUUGGAAAUAUCUGUUUUCUGCAGGGAACAGGUUGCUAACUGAAGAUGAAAAGGUCAAGUUUGUUUAAGAUUUAACAAGCACGUUUGACUGCAUUCAGUUAUACUCAAUGUUAUCAUGUAGUCCUAUCCAGCAGCUUCAGUACGUGUCCAUGUAUUCUGACAAAAAGAUGGGGUCCUUUUUCAGAAACCUUGUACAUCAACUUUUUAUGGUCACAUUGUACUUGUAUGAAGAAGGAAUAUUGUGAACCAUGGGUGCCAGAAGUGCAGUGCAGGUGUUAAGUUUACCACCAGCUAUGAUGAAUUCUAAGCAGAAAAGUUGAUGCAUGUCCAAAUUCUCAGGAACAAACUUGUGUAUGUGGUUAUAUCAAUGAUGAAGGCUUUUGUUGUGGGAUGUUGACAUGGGGUGGUUUCUAUGAACAACUUUAGCUUUCUCACCAGACUACAACAUACAAGGGUGUACCAGUUUUUGUAUGGAGUCUGCAGGUCAUGUUUGUGUGCACUUGAAAGAGUCAGGCCUUCAUAUUUGUAUUAUGUCAUAAUUAUGUGACUGAUAACAGGUACAAAAUCAAAUUUGAUGGACAGCUACCAGCAAAGCAGACAAGACUUGCUUUAUAGUCAUGCAAGUGCAAAUACCCUGAAUUGCCCAGGUCAUCAUGUUUUGUCAACUUCAUCAUAAUAUCACAGCAUCCUUUCUAAAAAUACUGUUUGGCAGAUGGCACCUCUGUACAGUUAUUUCUAACUCAUGUCUCAGUUUAGUCGUACAUAGGAUAUCCCUAGAUGCAUACCGUAGCACUGCCACUGACAGGUGUUAGAUAUUGCUGCAUAUAUCAGCUGUAGAUGUUGAGACAUUGGGAGCCUUGGGUAUAUUACCUGCAGGCUUGAUGUAAAGGCUGCUUGCUGAGGAAAGGGACAGGAAGAGAAGACAUUACUUGUAUAUCAAACUUUCUAUUUUUCCAGUGUUUAAACCUUGUAGUUGUAACAAUAGAUACCUGUUCUUUAAUGUUG